Molecule: messenger RNA, 609 nt
Organism: Soboliphyme baturini
Lineage: Eukaryota; Metazoa; Nematoda; Enoplea; Dioctophymatida; Soboliphymatidae
Source: the annotation of a GenBank genome assembly
AUGGCGGAGGAGGUAAAGCUUCAAAGCAACGCAGUGGAAAGGGAGCGAUAUGAUAAUCUUGCAGAAUUAUUCGCCGUGGUGAACACGUUGGAGUGUCUCGAAAAAGCGUAUAUUAGGGAUUGCGUACCUCCGAAAGAGUAUACUGCUGCUUGUUCAAAGCUUCUGAUGCAAUACAAGGCCGCUUCUAAGUUAGUGCAAAAUGAUUUUCCCCAGAUCGAGCUGUUUAUGAAAAAUUAUAAGAUGAACUGCCCAGCAGCACUAGAACGAAUACGUGAAAAUCGGCCCAUAACAAUUAAAGACGACAAGGGCAGCACCAGCAAAUGUAUAGCUGAUAUUGUAUCGCUGUUUAUUACGGUGAUGGAUAAGCUGAAGUUGGAAAUUCGAGCCGUCGAUGAAAUUCAUCCGGAUGUUCGUGAUUUGGUUGAUACAAUGAAUCGUAUGAGUUCACUUCCAUCAGAUUUCGAAGGGAAGUCUAAAGUUUCUUCUUGGCUGGAAAAGUUGGAUUCGAUGCGUGCAGCUGAGGAGUUGACCGAUGAGCAAGCAAGACAAAUGGUGUUUGACGUGGAAUUUGCAUACAACGCUUUUAAUAAAUUUUUGCAUGACGCAUAA